AUGGGUAACUACUUUAAUCAGCCAGCUAAUCCUAAUUAAGGAUUAUUACAAUAUUUAAGAUAACUUAAUCUACCUGAAAUAUAAAAAGUAGCUAAAUAUGUACAACUAAACUAUCCUGCAACUAAUGUUUUCUCUUUAGGCGAAUUUUUUGAUGUUUAUCAUGACAUUCUAAAAUAACAUUGCGGUGAAAUGUUUGAGAUUAUUGAAAAUAAUCAUAGCACAGAUGGUUUAACUGAUAUUUAUGAGAGUCAAGCAGUUUUAGUAUGAAUUUACAAUUAGAAUUAGAUAAUUUUUUCUGAUUCCGAUUUUGCUACUAAAGUUAAAUACAUAAGUUAAGUAUUUGAUUUGGAUAAGUCUUAAAAACUUGAAAAGAUUGAACUAAUCAUGAUAUUUUAAACAGCAAUAAGAGCACUGUGUAAAAUUGUAAAUAUGAAACCACCUGGAUUUACUGAUAUAGAAUACUAUGUUGAAGCUAUUUUUACAGAAAUGGAUAAAAAUCUAGAUAGAACUAUUUCUUAUGAAGAAUUAUAUUCAUGGUUGGAUAACAAUUAUCAACUUUAAGAUUUUUUAUUGAAAUAUGCUUAAACACAGACUUUUUAGAAUGCCAAAAGAAGAACUCAAGACAUUUUCAAUUCCAAAAACUUAUUCAAGCAUAAUUAAGAUGAAUGGAUUUAAGAGUAUAUUCAAAAUGCUGAAGAAAGUUACAGUUAACUUAUUCAAAGAAAAAAAUUGGUUUCUGAUAGGGUCAAAGAUGAAAUUAAUUAUGCUUGGUCAGCUUUCAAGGCUACUGAUAUCAAUAAUGAUGGAACAAUAUCUGUAAGAGAAUUACCCUAUUUGAUUUAUGGAUUUGAAGGAAUCAUUAUUAAAGAUGUCAAAAAAAGAUUUGGAUAACUAGAUAAAGAUAAAAGCGGAAGCAUUUCAUUAAAAGUAAUUUAACAAACAAUCAAUUUAGGAAUGGUUUAAUUUCUUAUAAUUAGACUAAGGAGUAGAAAUUUGUAAAUCUAUUGUUAAGAGAUAUUUUCUUAAAAAAGAUACUAAUAAUGUAGGCAGUCUUAAUAAUCAAUAAUCCUGUCAAGUAUUAAGAGAUACACUUUCAAAUGAUGGAUUUGAAUUAUAUUUUAAGGGUUUUGAAAGUUAUAUAAAUGAACAUUCAACAUUAGAUAAAGUAAUCAUUAUAAAUAAUCUAAGAUGUCAAUACAAUAAUUAUAAGAUUUUGUAGAAGGUCCAAUGAAGAGAAUUAUUUAAGAUAAAUAAGAACUUAUGGAAAAAGAAAAGGAAAGAAAAUAAGCAUAAAAUGAAAAAAUUAUAUGAGCU
Messenger RNA from Paramecium sonneborni, 1314 nucleotides. NCBI's taxonomy places the organism in Eukaryota, Ciliophora, Oligohymenophorea, Peniculida, Parameciidae. The record is from the annotation of a GenBank genome assembly.